Molecule: messenger RNA, 2550 nt
Organism: Penicillium longicatenatum
Lineage: Eukaryota; Fungi; Ascomycota; Eurotiomycetes; Eurotiales; Aspergillaceae
Exons: 3
Coding region: 1-2550 (849 amino acids)
Source: RefSeq, a predicted model, not a curated record
AUGAAACUCGCUCGCCAGAGCUGCCACAGUCUGGCUCGCGUCCUUCUCUCCCCCAGUCUUUGGUUCGACGUCUUCUGGCCCAAGACUCGCCAAUAUUGGUUCUCGCUUUUGUUCAUUGGCGUGUUAAGUGCCAAAGUGCUUCAUAUUUACUCUCAUCUCAACUCCCUAACCGUCGCUCGCUUCGUGCUGUGGGGCCCUACGUUCUUUUUGCAAGACAUUAUCUGCAUCCUCAUUGCAUACACCGUGUGCCAAGAAUUUCAAAGGAAAUGGGUUCGUGGUGUGCUAGCUUUGGUAGGGAUUUGGUCGAGUUUGGUGAUCUCCGUACUAGCCGCCGCAAACAUAUCCUUCUACACCAAAACCGGCGCCGAGAUUCAUUGGCGACAGGCGCAUUCCUUCCACCGUGAUGCCGCUUCGAUCAAGACGUUGUUGACUGGACUGACUGGUAUCUUCAUUGGCGAGAUUUUGUUUGGUCUGAUUGCGUGGGCAUCCACCCCGUUCCUAUACAACCUCACCGGCAAAGGGAUUUCGAUUUUGUGGUGGGCAAUUUCUCUAAUUUUCAGAUGCUGGAAAACAGAUCUCUCAGAAAACUACGAGCCGUUGGAUGAUGAGGACUGGGAGAAGGAUGGCGAUAAUGAUCCCGAGUCACAAACAAUGUCACGGUUGCACACAUCCAAGGAAAAUAUCCAGACCAAACGAUCUGUUCUGCCUCGAGUGCUUCUCAUCUCAGCUGCUAUCUAUAUAAUUGUCCUUCGAGCAUUUCGCCCGUUCGACGAUGCAUACGGCUUUCUUUCACAAACUGUGAUAAUCACUCCAUUGGAAAAGUCCCCAGGCGCAGAUUCAACUUCGGUAGUUAUUCCAGAUUUACCGGGCGAUUACGGCUGGCUGUACAACCACACAGCCCUAGGCGAAGCUCCAAAGUUCGAUUGGCUUCCCCUUGAGGAAGUGGCAGGCUUCCGAGACUGGUACAAAGGUGCCAAUGGCACGCAACGGCAACACUACGACCCGGCUUUAGACCCUUUGCACAUUUCCAAUCUUGAUCGUGACAUCCUGGAGUCACUGCGUGAUACUCUCAGUGGCGGCAAUGUUAGCAUCAAGCAUGUCCUUCUUAUCAAACUGGAAAGCACCCGUGCCGACGUUUUUCCUGUGCGCAAAGAAUCAUAUCUCGGUAAUUUAAUUCGAGAGGCGCAAUCCGACAAAAAGAUCCCAGAUGAAGUUGUCAAGCGAUUGGCCAAUUUGACGCGCAAUGCAGAGAGAUUUACUAGAGUCCGAUCCGGGUUUGACAACGACAACGAAGUAUUUCAGCCUUAUGGUGGUAUCUUUGCGACCAAUGCCUACACAGGCGAUACUUUUACUCUCAAAAGCAUCCUUGCGAGCGUUUGCGGCAUUGCACCGUUGGUUGUUGACUUCAAUCGAGAAUUUCUACACCACAUUUAUGAGCCCUGUAUGCCGCAUAUUUUAAAUGCCUUGAACCUGAUGCCAAACAUUACCAAGGAUGUGAAACAAGAUGACUACAAGACCUGGCCCUGGCACUCUUUGUUUAUGCAAAGUAUCACCGAUAAUUACGACAACCAGAAUUAUCUUAUUCCAGCACUUGGAUUUGAUAAGAAAAUCAUUGACGACACGAUCACCGAGGACUCGAAGAAUAAGAAGGGACCAGCUCCCCAGAAGUUCAACUUCUGGGGAUACCCAGAACAUGAACUCCGUGAUUACCUUUCGCAUGCCGUCCUGGAUGCAGAAACAAAUCAGAAGCGACUUUUCCUCACUCAUCUGACAGGUCAAACCCAUUAUCCCUGGGACAUGCCUGUGGGUGAAAAGUAUGAAAAAUUCAUGCCAACCAGCAUUUUCAAUCAUAAUGACAGAAUCGCGCGCUACUUAAACACCCUUGGAGUUGCAGAUAGGUGGCUUGGGGAGAUCCUUGAAGUUUUGACAGAGACGGAGGUAAUUAAUGAGUCCUUGAUAGUCAUGGUCGGUGAUCACGGCCUAUCCAUUAUUGAAGACGGCGGAGCCACUCCUUACGACAAUCCCCAUGUAUCCAACUUCCAUGUUCCUCUCGUCUUCUCGCACCCACAGCUACCGCCGAUUAACGUCGAUGGCCGAGUCACAUCAAUGCAAAUCCUCCCUACUAUUCUCGAUCUGUUAGUCGAAUCUGGCUCCGUGGAUGAAGCCGCAACGCGUGCUAUCAAAGAACUCCUCCCUCUCUAUGAAGGCCAGUCCAUUAUCCGAGAUCUCGUUACGGAAAAAGACGGGCGACAGGACUGGCAAUUCUCCGUGAUGAACACCGGUGGAACUUGGCUUGCCCUGCGAUCUGCGUCGAAGCCAUACCGGUUAGUCAUUCCUCUUGUUCAAGACGUGGAGUGGAGAUUCACGGAUGUCGAUAUUGAUCCGCAUGAGCUCCAUACUCUGCAGUCUUUUUCUUUGAUUCCUUUGCUGGAGGAUGUUGCAGGGGUUCACGGCGAAGUGGCUGUGGAGUGGAUCAAGGAAGCUGCACAUGUUGCUCAGUGGUGGGUUUCGGAGAAUUGGCGUCGGUAUGAAUAUGUGCCGGAAAACUAG